Molecule: messenger RNA, 1488 nt
Organism: Caenorhabditis elegans
Lineage: Eukaryota; Metazoa; Nematoda; Chromadorea; Rhabditida; Rhabditidae
Source: the annotation of a RefSeq genome assembly
AUGAUCUCCUAUUUUUUUAUUCCACUACUCAUUUUUUGCCCAAAACUAAUAAAAAGUGACAACGAGUUUCCGUCAUGUGACGAAAAUUGCUUCUUCUACGGCAAAUCGGUAACCUCUGAGACUAUGAAAAAAUGGCCGAAAUCUUGUGAUGUGGUAUGCGGGAAUCUGUAUUUCUCCGCUGAUACUGACCUGAAAGUUGGGCAGCUGGGAAAAUAUUUUAAAAGUAUUCGGCAGCUAAUUGGAAAUAUCAAAAUCGAGUAUUCAAGUUUGACUUCCCUGGAUUUUAUGCCAAGUCGUUUGAAGUUUUCGACAGGCUCCCUCAUUAUUGCUCACAACCCAUUAUUAACUAGUAUCUAUAAUUCAAUUGAUUGGUGGUCGCAGGAGACUAGCAAGUGGGAUAUUAUAAACAACACAAAAUUGGAUGUUGGAAUAGUUUGUCGAGUUGCUGAACGGGAUAUUUAUGCCGAUUUUAACGCGUAUGGAAAUAGAAAAGUUGUGGCUGCCGAUUCAUACAAAUCAACUACAACUCAGUUUCCUACUAUUCAAACUGCACUUCAAUAGUCGGAUCUGAAAAUAAUGGGCUUAAAAUCACCAAUAUCUCAGACCACUCCAGCUUAAGCUCCUUGAGCCUGCUGAAAAAGCUAAAUGGCAUGCUGGAAAUAUAUGAAACUGGACUGGAAAAUGUCUCGUUUCUGGGAAAUUUGGAAACGCAUAACGGGAAAAAUGGAGGACUCCCGGAGAAGUAUUGGAGUUUUAAUUUUACAAGUAUUCAUGAUAAUCCAAAUUUGAGACGACUCGGGUUGGAUUCUUUGAAGCAGCUUGGUCCUGCUGGAAAAUUCACCAUCCACAUUGCAAAUAACCAUCCCGACUUUUGCCUGUCAACUUCGGAGCUUCAAGUUUUCGCCAGAACUAAUCUGAAAAUUUAUGGAUUUGAAGUCCAAAUUUGCAAGGAUUUAUUCAGGAAAGAUGGUCAGAAAACGUGUAUUUUCAAAGAUUUAAGCAUGUUGGAUCCAAAGUGUCAACAUAUUAUUGGUGAUAUUUUUAUUAAUGCGACUAAUGAAGAAUAUAUCCUGAAUCUGAAAAAUACUAAAGUUAUCUGUGGAUUUGGAUUUUUUGGAGCAUUUGGAGCAAGUUGUUACUUUGGAGAGAGGUGACAUACCCCUCAUCCGAUUUUCCUCCAACAAAUUGCUCCGGAAUGUGACCCUACCUCAAAUGAAGAAUCCUCCAUUUUCCCCCACCAAUAAUCCUGUCAUAUGGAUAAAUAAUAACACGGAGCAAAUUUUUCAAACUCGGGAAGCAUGCCAAGAAUUUCAGAAAUUCACAAAAUCAAUUAUAAAGAUUAAUGGAGACGGGUGUAGUAAACUGCCACUUGAAGCUGAAAUUGCCACUAGUACAAGCAUGCCUGACAUGGAUACCACAACUUCUGGAACAACAAUUAAUUUUCCAAUUUUCUGUCUGAUUUUUGCAUUUUUUGGUAGAUUAGUGUAG